AGCACAUUCACUUAUAUGUAUUCUAAUGUGACUAACAUUUUCAGGCCUCCCAAGCAAACUUGGUUGUUGAUUACAAAGAUUGGCAAAUUCCUCUUGGACGUCGAUUUAGAUCAUUGAAACUUUGGAUGGUGUUAAGACUGUAUGGUUUGGAAAACCUACAGGAUUAUAUAAGAAACCAUGUCAAGUUGGCUGCACAUUUUGAAAGCCUGGUUGCUCAAGAUCCAAGAUUUGAGGUUGUCACCCCUCGAAUAUUUUCAUUAGUUUGUUUCUGUCUUUUGCCUCCCCAAAAUGAUGAGCAUUGUUGUAAUAAAUUGAACCGAGGCCUUUUAGAUGCGGUGAACUCAACUGGGAAUAUCUUCAUAUCUCACACGGUUUUAUCAGGUACAUACAUACUACGUUUUGCUGUUGGUGCUCCAUUGACAGAAGAGAGACAUGUGAAUGCUGCAUGGAAAGUUUUGCAAGAAAAGGCGACUUCCUUGCUAGGGAGCCUCUAGGUAAUUUCGUUUUUGUUCUAUGGUGACAGAAAUACUUUUUCGUUUGAUUCAAAGUGGUCAAUUAAUUGAUAAUCUAUAACUCAAAAACUUCGGCUCAUUCAAGCCCCAACAAAGCAUUAUCUGUAGUAUUCUAUUCUGCCUACUGCAAAGGAAUUGUUCUUUACAAUAUGACUCUGCCUUCAUUGAUGAAGCAGAUGGGGUUUAUUGACUGGGUGAAGGGUGCAAG
Rubroshorea leprosula is the source of this 720-nucleotide messenger RNA. The record is from the annotation of a GenBank genome assembly. Lineage: Eukaryota; Viridiplantae; Streptophyta; Magnoliopsida; Malvales; Dipterocarpaceae.